AUGUCACUCGAAACUACUGUGCACAUGGUGUUGGGGCUUCCUUUACAUCGUAGCAAGAGCUCCAAAAAACUUCCCGUGCAUACUUCCUCUUCGAAACAACCGUUCAAGACACCUAGUUUCUACGUUGUUUUUUUGUUGAACUGUAGAGAAAAAGAUGAUAUAUCACUUUGCACGAUGGUGUCGCUUCAUAGUUGGAGGAGAAGGAGUGUCGAACGAAGUACGUCUAAAACUUGCCUGGUUGUCAGAUUCAUCAUUAUACGCGCGCAAACGUUUGUUUACCGCAGAGUGAGAAGAAAUGAGGAUAUAUACGUCGUCAAAAACACACUUAUGAAAGGCAGAAGGACAUCCGUCCGUUGCCCUGCUGAAUUACUUCAGGAUGUACUGAUGACGUAUGUCGCUAACAGCAGCCACCGGAUACUCGAUCCGGCGUCUCACAUAAGAGGGUACACCAUGCGGUUUGGUAUUCUUUUUUGUAGGCCCGAAAAUAUGAGACAAUUUCUAUGGGCUCUGAUCCCGUCAGCAAUAGGAGCACCUUUUUCUUCAAAUCUUUUAUUAUUUCUCUAUUCUGACGCUGUCAUCGGGACGCGUGAUCUUCACUCACAUAUAAUCUGA
Messenger RNA from Lachancea lanzarotensis, 612 nucleotides. Its product is annotated as LALA0S04e04038g1_1. Lineage: Eukaryota; Fungi; Ascomycota; Saccharomycetes; Saccharomycetales; Saccharomycetaceae. The transcript has a single exon. The coding region runs from base 1 to 612 and encodes 203 amino acids. The record is from RefSeq and is a predicted model, not a curated record.